This is a messenger RNA of Ambispora leptoticha, 714 nucleotides long. Lineage: Eukaryota; Fungi; Glomeromycota; Glomeromycetes; Archaeosporales; Ambisporaceae. The record is from the annotation of a GenBank genome assembly.
AUGGCACAUAACUUCACUAAUGCUGACGCAGUCACUGACAACAUCAAAACAAAUUACCACAGCAACAAUGACAUUGUUCGCAAUUUUGCAGAAACACAGUUAAAAAAAUAUGGAUGGAGUGUUGGAAAGGGUUUAGGGAAGAAUGAAAAAGGUCAAACGAGAGCUGUGCAAGUUAAAAUAAAGAAUGAUACAAAGGGGCUUGGACAAGGUAGCGAAGAUUGGGGCUUCGCAUGGUGGGAUCAGAUAUAUAAUGACGCGUUAAAUAAUCUUAAAAUUGUACGUGUAAACGAGGAUAAUGAUAAACACAAGGGAAAAAAUUAUUUUGAUGGGCAUGUGAAACUAACAAAAAUCAACAAAAACAAUGCUGGACCACCACGUACCAGAACUGGAAUCAUUAACACAAGUGAAUCUUUGUAUUCGAUAAAUGAUAAUUACAACGAUACAAUUUCGAACAGGAAGAAUAAAGAUGAUGAAUUGGGUAAUAAAGAAAAAUCUUGGAACGGAAUUGGAUUUGAUUCUGAAGACGCAAGUAAACUAGAAAUUAUUAACUCAAAUAAUAUAAAAUCGACAUCAAAAGUGUUGUUGGCAAAAAAAGCUCUAUAUAGAAAUUUUGUGAGAGCAAAAUAUCAUGACUAUCAAAAUGAAUCAACUAACAAGAAACGAAACAUCAUCGAGGAACAAGAUGAAAAGACCAUUAUUAUUGAUAAGUGGUAA